AUGUCCACUCUUGCAGGUGAAUUCGCCAUGAAAGAUUUAGGACCACUGACAUAUUUUCUUGGUGUCUCCGUCAUGCGAAACGGUGACAACUUAUUUAUAUCUCAACAAGCUUAUGCGAGGGACAUCAUUCAUCGUGCAGGCAUGGACUCUUGCAAGCCUGCUGCGACUCCCGUAGACACUCAGACAAAAUUGGGCGAUACUUCUGGCCCUCUCUUUGAUGACCCCACCACUUACAGAAGUCUCACUCAUUGGAAUGCUCUUAAACGCAUUCAAGGUACUGCUGACUUCGGGCUACAUCUUCAUGCCUCAUCUUCUCUCUCCAUUCGUGCCUACACAGAUGCGGAUGGGCCGGUUGUCCUGAUACUCGACGAUCCACGUCUGGUUAUUGUGUUUAUUUGGGUGAUAACCUGGUUUCCUGGUCCUCUAAGCGCCAGUCUACCAUCUCCCGUUCUAGUGCUGAAGCCAAAUAUCGAGGUGUCGCCAACGUCGUACCCGAAAUAUGUUGGCUCAGAAAUCUUCUUCUUGAACUUCGACGGCCAUUAUCUAAGGCUUCUUUGGUAUACUGUGACAACAUAA
Messenger RNA from Helianthus annuus (common sunflower), 576 nucleotides. RefSeq lists its product as uncharacterized. NCBI's taxonomy places the organism in Eukaryota, Viridiplantae, Streptophyta, Magnoliopsida, Asterales, Asteraceae. The coding region runs from base 1 to 576 and encodes 191 amino acids. The record is from RefSeq and is a predicted model, not a curated record. The transcript has a single exon.